CCUGAACGUCUAGACUACGCCUCUCGCGAUGGCACUGCCAUCCGUGACUACAUCCACAUCCUGGAUCUGGCCAACGGCCACCUGCUAGCGCUCAACUACCUGCGUGCGAACAAGCCUGGUGUUCGCGCCUGGAACCUGGGUACUGGCCGUGGCAGCACUGUCUACGAGAUGAUCCGCGCCUUCUCGGCCGCGGUGGGCCGUGACCUGCCAUACGAGGUUGCUCCUCGCCGUCCGGGUGACGUGCUGGACCUGACGUCGAACCCUACGCGGGCGAACAAGGAGCUGGGCUGGAAGGCCGAGCGGACGCUCGAACAGGCGUGUGAGGACCUCUGGCGCUGGACGCGGAACAACCCUCAGGGAUACCGACAGCAGCCGCCGGCCGAGCUGCUUGAGGCGUUGAAGAAGAAGAACUAG
Messenger RNA from Rasamsonia emersonii CBS 393.64, 414 nucleotides. Its product is annotated as UDP-glucose 4-epimerase. The transcript has a single exon. Gene Ontology annotation, biological process: beta-D-galactose catabolic process via UDP-galactose, Leloir pathway. The annotation marks the transcript as partial. Gene Ontology annotation, molecular function: UDP-glucose 4-epimerase activity. Gene Ontology annotation, cellular component: cytosol. The record is from RefSeq and is a predicted model, not a curated record. Lineage: Eukaryota; Fungi; Ascomycota; Eurotiomycetes; Eurotiales; Trichocomaceae.